This is a messenger RNA of Nematocida homosporus, 1197 nucleotides long. RefSeq lists its product as uncharacterized. NCBI's taxonomy places the organism in Eukaryota, Fungi, Microsporidia. The transcript has a single exon. Bases 1 to 1197 code for a protein of 398 amino acids. The record is from RefSeq and is a predicted model, not a curated record.
AUGAAUUGUGCUGGCCACGGGGAUUCGGUAAUAGAUAAAUUGGGGAUGAUAGUUUCAAAACUGCCUUAUAAGAGAGUGUAUCUCUCAACUGAUUUGAAAUCAUCUACUUACAUUACACGGGAUGAAAUGGAUAUAGUUAUUCGUUUCCUUGAUGUUCUUUAUGCUAAUGCCAAAACGGCUGUUUUGGCUCUGGAUGGAAUGACUGGUGUGGCAAAGGAUAGUGAUAAGAUUGUGGAUUGGACGAAGACAACUAAGUGUAGCUUUGGUAAUUUGACUCUUUCCAAUAUAUCUGAUGAGUUUGCUUUGAAGUUUAUUAGUGUUCUAGAUCCUAUUAUUCCCUUAGUAAUCACCCAGUGUGUUUUUAAGGAUGAGAGCGAUGCUAUCCGAAAGACUCUAGAACUCAUAGAGGCGACCCAAAAGAAGAAUAUUAUAAUUGCUUCUAUGCCUGUACAGCACUUGCUAGGACUUAACAACACAACUAUUACGUCGGUAACUCGUUUUGCUAGGCGGCUGUGGACGUAUACUACUCCACGGUUUAAGCUGUCGUUGUAUUCGUUUCAUUAUAACUUAAUCGAGUUUGCUAAUCUUUCUAUCUGGGCCAACAAUCCGUUUCCAAACCUAGCGCUUAUUAAUGAAGCAAUAGCGUUUGAUGAGUUUAAUCGGCCUCUUCCGGCUUCAGCUAGUCCUAACCUCAACCGCAUGUUCUGCUUCAAAACAAUCCGACAUUCGACCGCUUAUACUGCUAGCCAAACCGAUUACUAUAUGCAGAAGAUGCUUAAGUCCAUUCGAUCAACUAUGGAGGAAGAGCCAAGUUAUCAAAUCUACCAUAAUCUAACUAGUAUCGAAAUAUGGCUUUGCUACAAUAAUACUAAAGGUGUGGUUGGCCUAGUUUUAACUAUUAUUCAAUUUAUCACCCAAAUCUAUCCUACAAUUACCCAUAUUACUAUUGACAAUGCCGCAGUCACCAAUCACACUGCUCAGGUGCUUGAGAGAGAACUAGAUAUACAAUGGAACUGCCAGAAAACCCGUAAAGACCCAUCUAAUUUACCCAAAAUCAAAAUUUCCCUCCACAACAAAACAUGCAAUGCAUACUUCUCCUACCAAAUCAAUCACCACUAUACAAACCAGCAUGUCGUUGAAUCUAUUGUUGAGAUCACUCCUAUCCCCAAUUACAGACUAUUUCCACCUACUAAUUAA